AUGGCCUCAGAAAAUGCUAUAAUUCUUGCAGCUGCCAUGUCAGCGAUAUCAAAUAAUCAAGUUAUAACCCUUCAAGAUUUUAUUGAUCGUAAAUCAGGAAACGUUACAUACAAAGAAUUGGAUACAGACGCACUUCAUCAAUCUCAUUUAGUUGGUGGACCAGUUCCAAAUAAUCACAAUAAUCAAAAUUUACCACAAGGAAGUCCUGACAAUGGUGAAGAAAUAAUCAUCACGAUUAAACCUUUGAGCGGCAAAGGAUUCAAGAUAAAAGUGAAACCAACAGAAACCAUCUAUCAAGUUAAACAAAAAGUUCAAAAUGAACAAGGAAUUCUUCCCGAAUCUCAACGCCUUUUAUUUCAAGGGUAUUUAUUAGAUGAUGGUAGGAGUGUGGAUAGUUAUGAGAUUACAGAGAAUGCCGAGGUUUUUUUAAUCUUGAGACAAAGAGGAGGUAAUGAAAUUUAUUACAUUCAUUCGGACCAUCUCGACCCUCCAUUUGAUUUUGAUUUCACCAAUAAAAAUGAUGUUGGUAAGACGUAUAUGAGAGGUGGAUUUGAAUAUAAGCGACCUUGCGGUUGGAAACGUAUCGCACUUAAAGUACUCAAUAAGUAUGGAGACAAUGUUUGGCUUGGAAUGCGUUCUAAACGUGGUGGUACUGAUUCUGUUCAAAAUGAAUGGCCUGUAUCGUAUCAUGGAACUUCUCGUCAUAAUAAUAAUACAAUCGCCGAAGACGGUUUUAAUUAUGGUAGAAAUAGAAAUUUUAAUUUCACACAUGGAAUUUAUUCCAUUCCUGAUGUAAAUGUUGCUAUCAAAUAUGCAACUAGAUUUAUUCAUAAUGGUCAGAAUUACGCUGUGUUAUUUCAAAAUCGUGUGAAUCCUAAUACUUUGCAAAGAAUUACCGCUCAAGAAACUGGUUCUG
Molecule: messenger RNA, 916 nt
Organism: Funneliformis geosporum
Lineage: Eukaryota; Fungi; Glomeromycota; Glomeromycetes; Glomerales; Glomeraceae
Source: the annotation of a GenBank genome assembly